Molecule: messenger RNA, 6748 nt
Organism: Chelmon rostratus (copperband butterflyfish)
Lineage: Eukaryota; Metazoa; Chordata; Actinopteri; Chaetodontiformes; Chaetodontidae
Product: aryl hydrocarbon receptor nuclear translocator-like protein 1
Exons: 20
Coding region: 310-2226 (638 amino acids)
Biological process (GO): circadian rhythm; regulation of transcription by RNA polymerase II
Cellular component (GO): aryl hydrocarbon receptor complex; transcription regulator complex; cytoplasm
Molecular function (GO): protein dimerization activity; DNA-binding transcription factor activity, RNA polymerase II-specific; RNA polymerase II cis-regulatory region sequence-specific DNA binding
Source: RefSeq, a predicted model, not a curated record
AGAAACUGGGUCACCGCUCGAAAAUCGUUUAUGUCACAGUUGUGUGCGUUGCUAUUACAUGUUACAGCGGCUUUCAAUGGAUAGACAAAUCUCAUCGGACCUACUGUAUAGACAGAUUGCGCCCUCUGCUUAAGGAUUAGAUCAUAUCGGAGUACACUGACCACAUCAAACUGGAUGAAACGAGGUCAGGCUGAAUCAAACCAGACUCAGACCAGAACAGAACGGAGCAGAUCAGACUGAUCUAGACAAUACCAGGUCCGUCCAGGAGACCUGUUCCAGUUUCCUAUCCAGUUGAGGGCUCCAGAGUGGAUGGAAGGAGAUGAUUUUAACACUGAGGCUGUGAUGAACAUCUGUGAUGACCUGAUGGCAGACCAAAGGAUGGACAUCUCGUCUACAAUGACUGACUUCAUGUCCCCCGGCUCCACCGACCUCAUCUCCAGUUCCAUCAGCACACCUGGCAUGGACUACACCCGCAAGAGGAAGGGCAGCACCACCGACUAUCAAAUUGAUGGCUUCUCCUUUGAUGACAUGGACCCAGACAAAGAUAAACUGGGAAGUGACCCACAGGGCCGGAUUAAGAAUGCCAGGGAAGCUCACAGCCAGAUAGAGAAGCGUCGCAGGGACAAGAUGAACAGCUUCAUCGACGAGCUCGCGUCGCUGGUGCCCACCUGCAACGCCAUGUCGCGCAAGCUGGACAAGCUGACGGUGCUGCGCAUGGCUGUCCAGCACAUGAAGACACUCAGAGGUGCAGCCAACCCGUACACAGAGGCCAACUACAAGCCCUCCUUCCUCUCAGAUGACGAACUGAAGCACUUGAUACUAAGGGCUGCUGACGGCUUCCUGUUCGUGGUUGGGUGUGACCGUGGAAAGAUCCUCUUUGUUUCUGAAUCCGUGUACAAGAUUCUCAACUACAGCCAGAACGAUCUGAUAGGUCAGAGCCUGUUUGACUACCUUCACCCCAAGGAUAUUGCCAAGGUCAAAGAGCAGCUCUCCUCUUCAGAUACAGCUCCACGAGAGAGGCUCAUUGACGCUAAAACUGGCCUUCCGGUAAAGACAGACAUCACCCCCGGCCCAUCUAGACUCUGUUCUGGAGCCAGACGGUCGUUCUUCUGCAGGAUGAAGUGCAACAGGCCCUCUGUUAAAGUAGAGGACAAAGACUUUCCCUCCACCUGCUCUAAGAAAAAAGCGGACCGCAAGAGCUUCUGCACCAUCCACAGCACGGGCUACCUGAAGAGCUGGCCGCCCACCAAGAUGGGUCUCGACGAGGACAACGAGCCCGACAACGAGGGCUGCAACCUGAGCUGCCUGGUGGCCAUCGGCCGCCUGCACCCCCACAUCGUCCCCCAGCCCAGCCUGGCAGACAUCAGGGUGAAGCCCACAGAGUACGUCUCCCGGCACGCCAUUGACGGCAAAUUCGUCUUCGUUGACCAGAGAGCCACAGCCAUCCUCGCCUACCUGCCCCAGGAGCUGCUGGGAACCUCCUUCUAUGAGUAUUUCCACCAGGACGACAUCGGCCACCUGGCAGAGUGCCACAGACAAGUGCUGCAGAUGAGAGAGAAGAUCAACACCAAUUGUUACAAAUUCAAGAUCAAAGACGGCUCCUUCAUCACGCUGAGGAGCCGAUGGUUCAGCUUCAUGAACCCCUGGACCAAGGAGGUGGAGUACAUCGUCUCCACGAACACCGUCGUCUCGUGUCCUAUGAUGGAAGGAUCAGACUACCCUCAAUCUGCUGCCUCACCACAGAGCAUGGACAGUGUUCUCACCUCAGAGGGUGGAGGAAGGCGAGCGCUGCAGACGGUGCCCGGCAUCCCCGGUGGCACAAGAGCGGGAGCCGGCAAGAUUGGACGCAUGAUUGCAGAGGAAGUGAUGGAGAUCCAGAGGAUUCGAGGCUCCUCCCCCUCCAGCUGUGGCUCCAGCCCUCUGAACAUCACCAGCACCCCUCCACCCGACACCUGCUCUCCAGGGGGCAAGAAGAUUCAGAAUGGAGGGACACCCGAGCUGCCGAGCACGGGGAUCAUUCCUGGACCUGAUUCUGUAGGCUACCCCUACUCCAACCAGUCCAUCAUGAGUGACAACUCCCACCUGAGCAUAGACAUCAUGGACGACCCCGGUUCCAGCAGCCCCAGCAACGACGAGGCGGCCAUGGCGGUCAUCAUGUCCCUGCUGGAGGCGGACGCCGGCCUGGGCGGCCCCGUCGACUUCAGCGACUUGCCCUGGCCUUUGUGAGGGAGCUGGAAGGGAAGAAGUGGUGGGAGAGAGGGGGACUCCCUCUUAGCCAGAGCCACUGAUGGAGAGAGUUUAUUCAGGUCGAAUUGUGGCUGCCAUGUUCUCUGCCCCUGUGCACAACUACACUGCAAAAAAUGUCUAUCAAAAAAAAUGUUUUUUUUUUUGUUUUUAAUUGAAAAGGCUGUAGUAAAAAGAUUUUUUUUCUGAAAAGUACUACACGCAAGAGGAGGUGAGGCUCUCUCUGCUGUUUGGAUUACACUCCAAUGAAAUUCAGGACAGGUGACCCUGAGUUUCAGUGGGGCAAACAGGAUUAAAAUCCUCCUCCAAACGAUGUGUUAAGAUGAUUCUUUUUGCAGUGUCAGUUGCCUGCAGGCGUGAGGCGCUCCCUAACAUUGCCACAGCCAGAGACCAUUACUUUAACAAUAGUCCAGGAAAUGGACUGUCACGUUACAGGAUUGCGGUGCUAAUGUGUCUGCUGAUGGACUGAACUCUGUCUAACAGUGGCUCUGGGCCUCUGCCAUUGCCAGGUCUACAGCCAACCCCAAACCAACACAGGACUCCUGAGACGUUCACAGACAGUGGUUCAAGUUUGACGUGGGGCGGACUGGCGUUGGGUGGGGAGGGCUUGAUUUCCGCCUCCCGUCGCAGCCCUCAUCGUCGCUAACUGUGCGUUCAAGUCUGCCUGUAGGAUGUUGAUUGGCUGUUUUAGCCAGCUGAUUUCCAACAUGGGAAGCAAACUCUUGGGAGGUUCUUAGAGGUUCUUUAUGCCCAAGCCACAAAAUUCCACAAGCAGGUGUAUUUCAGUUCAUUGGAAUAAUGACAAAAGCCACCAAGCUGCUGUUUCCUUAACAAACGUGAACGUAAACACGUUUUUCUCCAAGCUACUGUAAAGCUCAUCCUCACUAAAUUCUAUUUUCCCUGAGGAGUCGAGCGGAUUCUUUAUUUUUCCCAAGUUUAAAACAGUUUUAAACAUUAAUUUCUGCCUGAAACUACCUGCAGCGCUUGCAUCAGAAGUACGCUGGUAUGAUAAAUGAGCCAAAAUGCGAUUCGACCCAAACACCCAGAGAGAGCAUCAGCGCUGGCGGCAGCACGAUACACCACCAGCCGAGGAGGAGGAGGAAGACAUGUUACAUGAGCUUGUAGUUCCAUGUUGGGCCCAUGGAGCAAGUGAGUACAUGCGCUACACAUGGGUGGCAUGAAAAUAGCGGACUGAUUCGGCUCUUGAAGACUUUCCGAUUUGUAUUGAGCCACGCGGCUCAAAUUUUGAUAAUACAGAGCAUCAUGUUGGAAUGUUUCUCACUCUCAGACAUGUAUUCAUGUUUAACAACCAAUGCUUUUAUGUUAAAGUGUCUUGGGCCAGUUUUGUCAUGUGACCUACAAUUCCGACUGCGACCACUACGUGCAGAUCACCUCACAGCCCGGUGCUGUUCCUGCAGAGGGGGGGCGAGCUGCGUCCCAGUCCUGCGCUCCAUACUAAUUCUACGCAGGCUUUCAGUGUGUAGUGUGUUCACAUUGGAAAAUUUCUCAGAUAGACCAGCGACCUGUCCAGGGUGCACCCCGUCUCACCCGGUGCAUGCUGGGAUACGCUGCAGGCCCAGCAGAUGGAUGGACUUCACGGUUCACACUCUGGUUGAUGAUCAUGACGCACCAUGUGUUCAAAGCUGACAGCGAGUGUGCUCCGCUCCACUGAGGCAGUACAACAGGCCCCUACGCACACAAUUAGGCUGAAUAUAAUAUGGACCCACUUCUGUAAUGAGAAACCAUCUGGACCUGUGAAGACCUGGACUGCUUUGUUCUGUAGCGGGCGUUCUCCUGCGCAUUUUAGCUGCAAAAUCCCUGCAAAUCCUCAGAGCGUCGAGAGCGAGCGCUCGGCGGGAGGAGAACAGCUGGAGUGAAGCUCUGACGACUGCAACAACACAGAAUCAGAUAUUAAUGGAGAAAAGGAGGUCGGUCGGAUGCGCUCAGUGUGCAGGUGUGUGUUCGAGGCCGUGACAGUGCACUCGAUGUCUCUGCAGACAUUUUCCCGUCUCAAAGAGAACAAUUCAGCUGCAGCUCGGGACAAUUCAAGUGCUCCUCCACGAGGGAACGUUCUACACUGCCAUUAUACUGAGGUCUGCUCCUCACACACGGCUUUCUACAGGUAAACGCAUGCUGGAAGGCUGAUUAGCAUCAAGCCGCUAACAUAAAAACCUGGUGGUCUGGGUCACAGGGUCUCCACCCGCUCAUCCUCCCUCGACACUAGUACCCAUAUGAAGCACUUAAGAUGGAGUUAGACCGUCGGUCACUAAACUCAACGAUAGGGCUGGCUCUGGAUCAGUACUCUGAUUCAGAGCAGGUCUUUGUGAACGCAUUUCUUUGCCUUUUUGAUCUGAAUAUUUAAAAACAGACCUAACAUGUCUGUCGUCAGUACCUGGGCCUGAAUUUAGAGCAGCCUUCCUCUAACUUGUUUUGCUGGAGUUCGGAGAAGUCGAAGAAAAAAAAUACCUCUGAGUUAAAUUCUGCUGCACAGAUGACAGAUUUAUAGUGGGUGGAUUUAAAAAAAGAAAAACAUCCUGCAGUUGCUCAUGAAUUUGGUCUGUUUAGCACUUGGUAAUACACAGAUGUACUGUGGCCACACAUAACUCUCAAUGCAGACUACCUUAUCAGCAGGGAGGGCUGCAACGUAGAAAGGGGGCGACUAUAGAAACAGGUAAAUGUGGUAGAGACGGAGGCGGCGGUGAUCCAGCAGAGUAGGACUUGGUAACGGGGACAGGACAUUCUCCGGUUGGUCCCCGCGACAAUAAACAGGGUCAGGAGGGACGGCCAGAAGCGUCUGAAUGGGAUUCUUCAUUUCAGUGUCCGUUUUUCCUCCAUGAUGAUGAAUAUCCUCAACACGACCUCGUCACCUCGCCAGCUCUCUGCUGCUCACAGACCUUUGGUUGUCCGAGUGUGAUUCGAGGGGGACGCUCUGAGACGGGUGUCAACACUCCUGCUGCCUGCCUCUGUGGAAAGAAAUUCAGUUUGGCCACAGUUCUUUUUAAGAUGCGUUUGAAAUUAAAAAUUCAACUAAGGCCAAGAUGUAUGUCUCAGAAAAGCGUUUGAGGAAAGACCCCAACCUGAGACGCUUUGCUGAAUAUAUUUGAAAGGGUUAUAUAUAGUCUCAAAUACAUAGAAAAUACACAGGGUUAGAAAGGAAAUUAAUUAACAUGCAUUUGCAUUUUGGAAACAAAAGCAUAAGAUGAUGUGAAAUGCACUGAAAGUGCAUUGUUGAGACAUUUAACAGCAUAGUAAAAUGAAGUGGCCAGCUUUGACAUGCUCGUAUGCAUUUUGCAGUGCUAUUUGAAGUAGGCGCUGCAUUGUGUGUCUGCCCCUUGUUUGUGCCUCUCAUGUGUUAUCAUUACAUCCAACCAGAUGAGCACAAGUUUUUCUGAAAGCCAGCAUUCCAGCUCAGAAAGUCAGUCUUCAAAGACUCUUCUAACCAUCUGGAUGAAUACAUUUACAAAAAAGAGAAACUCAACUAACUCGCUCUUUAACUCAAACUCUGAUGAAGUCCUAGCUUGUGGUCCUUAUUGUGCGAAAAAGCGAGGAGUUUUAUAUAAAAACAAUAUUUUGUGCCAAAGUUUGAACAGUUUUGGUUAUUUCACACAUGAGAUUUCCAGUUUUGUUCUCUCUGAGUGGAAGUGGGCAGAGCUUGGGUGGAGAAAGGUGGGGGUCAUGUACUCCCAUGCACCAGUCAGGGUUUGGCAACAUUUGAUCCAGAGUCUGUUUUGUUAAAUUAGAUCUGAUUAAGACCAAAGUAAGCUGAUUGACUGAGCCUCUGGGUGUUUAAUUCCAUAGAACAUUUUUUUCAGGGGUUUGAAACAGACAAACAGAGCUGAUCCUGAUGUCAGAGGAGUCUUUGGGGAUUCUUGAUCAGUGAUUUUGUGGGUUUUUGUCAAAGGUCGACAGGGAUUCAUGUGUCAGAAAAACAGAUGCUUGGCUGUGUGACUUGAGUCCAAUGUUAAUUCAUGAGAGGCACACCUGGGCAAGCAGGCUUUCUUUCCAUGUGGGCAGAGAGUUUUUCAUCUCUUGACAUGGCAUCAACCAGUCGUGGCUGAACAUUUGGCAGCCCGCAAAGUGAGCCUAUCCAAUCUGGGAUGCAAAAUGGUGCAAGUCAUAGAGCUGCAGCAGUUCCUGUGUCGCCCAUCUGUGUAAAUCCCUCGGUCAGUGUACAGUUGGGUUGAGGCCGGACUCCGUGCAGGACGAUAAAAUACCUGCAGAGCUCGGGCUCCACCCCUGUCCUCCUGUCCUCCUCCAAUCACCGAGAAGCUGGUGAGGUCCCCUCUGUAUCUGUUCUAGUGGUUUUCUGUUUCAAUGUUUUACGCUACACACUACAAUAAAGUGUCCCCCAUGUUGAUAUACCCCUCCCACCUGACAAUAAUGUAUCAAAUCUUUAAAUAUUAUCAUGUUAAGAGUAUACUUUAUGCAAAUAUAUAUGAGUAUGAUGAGUGUAUUGUAUGUAUCAGCAGUGAAAUAUUUUUAAAAUAAAAUUAUUUGUUUCUGU